AUGAAAAGAUUCAACAAGUUCACUUGUCUUUUUGCCAUUUGCGCUUUUGAGCUUACAGUACUGAUACAUUGUAACUGGACUCGGUGCUCUUAUUUAGUAGAUACCGCUAUAGUAGACUGUUCUGGACUGAAUCUUGACAAAAUUGCGCAAACUGCACAACUGAAAGCAUCUACCUCCGAAUUUUAUCCAAGCACUAUUGGAGGUCAGGUAUACUUGUUGAAUUUGAGUGGGAACGCUUUCAGAUCAAUCAAUUCCAGUUCUUUUUCAUCAUUAAGACAUCCAGAAACCCUUGAAAUAUUGGAUAUAUCUCACAAUGCAGUCAUGUUCAUAUCUCCUGGUGCCUUCAAAACUUUAUCAAAUCUUAAAAUUCUCUUACUGAAUGACAACCAAUUACAUGCACUUGAUCGCCUAUCAUUUGUUGAGUUGGAAUCCUUAGAGGAGCUGGAUUUGGAUUCAAAUCCGCUCUCUUCGUUUCCGGAUGGGACUUUUGCAUCGCUUAGCAAACUUCGUAAAAUAAGUAUUAUGUCGAAUCAACUAUCAUGUGACUGUCAAAUAGUCGACUUGCUUCGCUUGAUUAAGGAUCAUCAAGUGCAAGUUUCAAAUCGGACGGUGUGCAUAUUUCCUCAUUCAUUGCGCGGAAUGCAAGUUGCAGGGUUGAAUGCGAAAGCAUUAAAAAGAAGUUGUGGGAAAGGCAACUUUAAUCCAGCUGUGUUCGAUUUGGAGCCUACUACACGUUCAAUAGUCGUGUAUCCGGGUGAUGAAAAGAACGUCACAUGUAAAGUAUCUAAAGCUAACGACGUGCGGAUGGAAUGGCUGAAAAAUAACGUUCCCUUGGUUGAUUCUUCACGUUUAUUCACCACGCAUUAUAAUGAUAGUGAAUUUCUAUAUCUGAAACUCUGUUUGAAUCCGGUAACAUGGGAAGACGAAGGUGAUUGGACCUGCUACGUGGAACAGGAUCGAUCGGCGUUAAGAAAUACAGUACGUAUGACACCAGUGUUAGUUAACACUGUUCACUGUGUACAGGAAUGGCAAGCAGAUGAAAAAGGUGAAAUAAUUUGGGCAGUUUCUAAGCAAGGAUUAGUUACGGCGAAAUGUCCCAACGGUCCAACAAAUGCGAAAGCAUAUCGGCGAUGUAAGCACGGUAAAUGGGAAACACCAGACACAAGUCGAUGUGCCUACACUUCUCCGCUAAUUAAAUAUUUCCUAACUCUGUUACAACAUAAACGAACGUCUCAGUAUAUGGACGAAUUACUUCGAAUAACGAGGCGGCCAUUCGAAAUGUCCGCCUAUGAAACUCGUCUUGUUGGUUGGCUGAUUGGUAAUGCAACAGGUUUAUCCAGUCGACAGAUGCUAGCUGCAUUGAAUUUUGUUUUACAGUCUGAAUUUGCUCGCACUGAGCUUAACGGUAAACUAAUGCGCCAGCACCUGCAACAUCUGCUCCUUGGUGAUAAAGUUAUCCAGGAAGAUAAUUUAGCAAUAUGUCAACAUUUGUUUGCUAAAGGUUAUGAUGGUACGCCGGCUGAAAUUAUGAAGGGUGGUUUCUUAACCUUACAUGAUGGUUCGAAAUUUUCAUGUCGUGAACAGCAGUUCGUUGAGCUACUACCGAAAACAGGUGGAGCAUCACUUCGCAUUCCUCGUCACACAAUUGAUCAUUUUCCAUCAUUAACCAUUGUUCGAGUAUUAUGGCUAUCCAAUUCAAAAAUUUUUGAAAGUAAACAUACCUCAGAUGGGAGAUGGACUGUCAUGAGUGAAGUAUAUGGUGUCGCCAUGAAACACAUUCCUAUCAGGUCUUCAAAAUCAAGCAAUAUUGUUGACGAGGCAGCAGAGGUCAGGAAGAAUGAUGAUUUUUAUGGAUUUUUAAUCAAUUAUCAAACAAAUAAGACAGCAAAUGAGAUUCAGUUGGGUGUAUGGGAUGAUGAAGAGGGAUGGAAACUAACCAAAGAAACAAAUUGUUUACUGCGAAAAGUGGAACCAAACAAUAUUCUGUUUACUUGUUCCCGAAUGUUUUUUAUCAAGAAUGUAGAUGAAAACAUCAAAUAUUUUGCAGCUAUGCAAAAUACGUCAUAUGAAGAACUAAUUAUCUCAGCAAGAAAACCAAUGAAAUUAACAUGGUAUAUAUGUGCAUCAUCCGGUUUUUUGGCUUCAAUAAUGCUUUUGACCGUUAUUAUCAACGUUGCGUCUAACUGUCGUUCACAAAGGAGUCAACAAGUGGUUGUUAAUAUGUGUACCUGUAUAUUUGUACAGUGCAUAUUACAUUCGUUUAUUCACAACGAAAUUUUUGAUCCGCACACAUGUCGAGCAGUCAUUAUCGUUCAAUAUUUCUUUUUUCUUGCUGUUUACUUCUGGAUUAUGCAAGCUUUUAGAUUGUUACAAGAGAAACUUAGAAGAAUAGUACGAGAUUACAGUCGAAGCAAAAGUGAUGAGAAAGUACACGCAGAAGUUGAAAAGGUAGCAUUAUAUGGAGCAAUUAUGGAAAUGUACUUCAUCGCUUACGGUAUUCCGCUGAUUGCCAUGUCAACUGUGUUGGCUACUGGUACCUUACCACACGACGGAUCACCAAAAUUCUACUUUCAUUCUUCAAAGAUGCAUAGUGAAGUAUUCGCGUAUGCCGUUUAUGCACCCCUGCUUAUUUGUUCCAUUCUUAUAAUGGCGAUUAUUGUUGUCAUCUUGCGUCUACUUAUUACAGCUAAGCGCAUAUCCGUUGAAUCUAUAUCUCAACAAUAUGUGGACAACAAAAGUUCUAAAGAAAACACACAAAUUAGAAAUGCGACUGCAUCUGCUGAAUUGAACAAAAUGGCAAACGCCGCAACUAUACAACUUUUGUGGUUACUAUUAAUAGCAGUACUGUAUUCAUCAGACUGCUAUGCGGCAACCUCUUAUAUCAACCAUUUAAAUGACCUGGAACCUUCCGCAACACCCAAGUCGUACUUCAAUGCGUUACUGAACAUAUUACUCGCUCUUGCCAUUUUUUACCUAUUUACAUUUGAAUGGAUACGUACGAUAACGCUUAAAGCUUGUGAUUCAAGCUGUUCUACAUGCGUUACAAAGCAGCUCAUAAGUUUACCAUACAGUUAUCAAGAACGUGUUAUGCCACCGGUACAACAGAUAGGGUCAAUCGCCGGAUGUUUUGUUGAAGGAGGAGAGUGGGUGUAA
Messenger RNA from Brugia pahangi, 3153 nucleotides. NCBI's taxonomy places the organism in Eukaryota, Metazoa, Nematoda, Chromadorea, Rhabditida, Onchocercidae. The record is from the annotation of a GenBank genome assembly.